UGCAUGUUCAUGGGAGUUGUAGACUCACUGCGCUUAGCCUCGUGCGCUGUUAACAGAAGAAAACUACAAAUCCCACAGAUUGCCAAUGCGGAAGUAACUCAGACGGUAAAAAGAUGUCUCAAACGGUGAAGAAACGAAAAUGCGAUAAAACCCGACAGGACGACCUUUAUUUUGACAGCUAUUCAGAUGUGACAAUUCACGAAGAAAUGAUAGCGGACCACGUCCGGACCAACACGUACAGACUGGCCAUUCUGCAGAACAGCGAGUCCAUUCGAGGUAAGGUUGUACUGGACGUGGGUGCAGGAACCGGCGUUCUGAGCAUGUUCUGCGUUCAAGCCGGCGCCAACAAAGUGUACGCCGUCGAAGCGUGUUCCAUUGCCGAACAAGCUGUGAAAAUUAUCAAACACAACGACAUGGACGACAAAAUCCAAGUCGUCCGAGGCACUGUCGAGACUGUUGAGUUACCGGAAAUGGUGGAUGUGAUUGUGAGCGAGUGGAUGGGCUAUGCUCUCCUGCAUGAGUCCAUGCUCAACUCGGUCCUGUACGCCCGCGACAAGUGGUUGAAAAAGCCCGGCGGGGUGAUCCUGCCCAACAAAGCCGACCUCUACAUCACGCCCAUCAGCGAGCCAAUGGUGGAGGACCGCCUGUACUUCUGGUACACUCUCAAAGACAAGUAUGGCGUCGACAUGUCCUGUAUGAGCGACUUUGCCAGAAAAUGCAUCAAGAACUCGGACAUCUCUGUCAGCCCGGUGACCGCCGAGGACGUGCUCUCCCACCCAGCCCGCUUCGCCGAGCUGGACCUGUACACGACCACGGUGGAGCAGAUGCGGUCCGUCAAGGGUCACUUCCGGUGCGAGUCUUUCGGCUCUGCGGCAGUGAACGCUUUCUGCGUUUUCUUCACCGUCUCCUUCCCCUGCCCGGACAAAGCGCAAGCGCUCGUUCUGUCCACGUCCCCCUUCAAGCCGGAAACCCACUGGAAGCAAGCGGUUCUGUACCUGGACCAGCCCGUGGACGUGAUGCAAGACACCGUGGUCAGCGGUGAGGUGGACAUGUACCCCUCGGAGGAAAGCGACAGACAUAUAUGCAUUCGUCUGGACUACACCAUCGGAAAACAGAAAACACAGACCAAGACUUUUUCUAUACCAGACUGGACCGCUGAGACACUGUCGUAGUUUGCUGUCCUUGAACUGUCCUUGAUUGCACUUCCCGAUGUUUCAAAGGUCAUUCACAGAUGGCAGUACAUUUUAUUUGGUGACCUCACGCACAAAUCUGGUAAAAACGUUACUUACGUAAUAGAAAUAGGAUGGGAAUAAAGUGUUUGACUGAUUUGUUUACUCCUUAUUUGCAUAACGAGACAAGUUGGUCAACAUAACCCAAAGUGGCUGCUAAGAGUGAACUUCCUUUUGCUCAACAUCACCAUCCCGACCAAAACAAUGCGUCUUUUAUUUUCCAAAUGACUCAACUUUCUUGCCAAAUCAAUAUGAAGCAAUCACAAAUUAGUCCUCCUGUCAUUUAUUUUACUAUAACCCAAAAAAAGUUACCAUAUGUGUUUCUGUCAUUGCAAACUACUGCAAACUACUUCAACUUUUCCAGGCUCCCAAAGGAUGGAGUCUUACUUGCUCAUUUUUGUUGCUCAGGAAAAAGAUACAAAACUUCUUGAAAAGUCUUCAUUUCCAUAGAAUGUUGUUAUUUCAGUAAAGACGCAAGCUAAGGUCAGGAAUUUCAGUGUUGACGGCUCGGAAGUGGUUUUGUCCUUGAGUUGUCAGCCUGCUGUGCGGCACGUUUGUGUUUACUAUACCGUCUGAGACAUGCAGAUUGUUUUCAAGGUUUCUCGUUGAUGAAACGGCAACGUGUCCAACAACAAUUAUGCCGUUGAUCAAAGUCCUGCAUCUCCACUUUAGGCCAAUUUGGACUUUUAAAAUAUUCCUGUAAGGGUUUAUUACAUUAACUUUGCAUUUUUGGAUGUCAUUUAUUACUCAAUUACAUUGCUGGAAUUUAUCUCGGCAAAGUCAAUAUUAUGAUAUUGAUGAGUGAUAUUUGAUAGUCCAGUC
Messenger RNA from Doryrhamphus excisus (bluestripe pipefish), 2051 nucleotides. RefSeq names its product protein arginine methyltransferase 6 (gene prmt6). The record is from RefSeq and is a predicted model, not a curated record. NCBI's taxonomy places the organism in Eukaryota, Metazoa, Chordata, Actinopteri, Syngnathiformes, Syngnathidae. Gene Ontology annotation, molecular function: histone methyltransferase activity; protein-arginine N-methyltransferase activity. Gene Ontology annotation, biological process: chromatin remodeling; peptidyl-arginine methylation, to asymmetrical-dimethyl arginine.